Messenger RNA from Solanum pennellii, 567 nucleotides. RefSeq lists its product as uncharacterized. Gene Ontology annotation, molecular function: nucleic acid binding. NCBI's taxonomy places the organism in Eukaryota, Viridiplantae, Streptophyta, Magnoliopsida, Solanales, Solanaceae. The record is from RefSeq and is a predicted model, not a curated record. Bases 1 to 567 code for a protein of 188 amino acids. The transcript has a single exon.
AUGAAUGGAGAUGUAGAGGCUGCCAAUAAGAACAUCAAGAAGAUCCUGAGGAAAAUGAUUGACAAUCACCUAGGUUGGUAUGAAAUGUUUCCAUAUGCUUUGUUGGGCUAUCGAACGACUGUCAAAACGUCGAUUGGAGCCACUCCAUAUUUGCUAGUAUAUGGAACAGAAGCAGUCAUACCUGCUGAAGUCAAGAUACCGUCAUUGAGAAUCAUCCAAGAAGCUCAGUUGAGUAAUGAUGAGUUGGUCAGCAAGCGGAAUGAUCAACUAACUUUGAUUGAUGAGAAGAGAAUGGUUGCCGUUUUUCAUGGUCAACUAUAUCGACAGAGAAUGAUUCAUGUUUUCCGAAAGAGAGUCAGAGCCAGAAUUUUUGAAAUUAGGCAGUUAGUACUUAAGCGCAUUUUUCCUCAUCAAGAUGAGUACAAAGGAAAAUUCUCACCAAAUUGGCAACGACUUUACAUGGUUCGCAAAUUAUUAUCUAGAGGUGCUUUAGUCCUAUCGGAGAUGUAUGGCACCGCAUGGACGAAACCGAUGAACUCAGAUGCUGUCAAGAGAUACUACGUGUGA